Closterium sp. NIES-65 is the source of this 636-nucleotide messenger RNA. The record is from the annotation of a GenBank genome assembly. Lineage: Eukaryota; Viridiplantae; Streptophyta; Zygnematophyceae; Desmidiales; Closteriaceae.
AUGUUCCCUCCUGUCCAGAUUCCUUCCACAGCGGGCCGCAAGCAAGUGCUGGCUGGUACAGGAUGGCAACACCAUGCCAGCGGUGCUGGGAACUCCCGCCGUCAGCGGCCCCUCGCGGCCCCGUCGCGCCACCCUCGUGGCGCCUCGCUGCCCACCCUUGCGGCCCCUCGCGGCCCCUCUCUCGGCCCCUUUGUGGCCCGCCGCGGCCCCUCCUCAGCCGCCGCCGCCCAUGCCCCGGCCGCAGCAGCCGCCACCACCGACGGCAGCCGCCGCCGCCGCCGCCGCCGAGAGCAGCUGCCGCAGCCACAGCCGACGGCAGCACCCGCCACCGCCACUGCCGUGUCCGCCGCCGCCACUGCCGUGUCCGCCGCCGCCGCCCCUGCAUCGACUGCAGAAGCCGCCACCGCCGACAGCAGCAGCCGCCGCCACCACCACCGUGGCAGCCGCCGCCGCCGACAGCAGCAGCCGCCGCAGCCAACAGCCGCAGCCGCCGCAGCCGACAGCCGCAGCCGCCGCCACAGCCGACAGCCGCAGCCGCCGCCGCAGGUGACACCUUCAGCCGCCGCCACCCUUGUCCGCCGCGGCUCCCUGGACCCUGGAGCCGCCGCCACUGCUGCAGCUGCCCCUGGUCUCUAG